AUCACGUUAUUUCACCUCGCGCAUGUCCCGCCUCAGACGGGUACGGUAUUUCCGCCAAGAUGGUUGUCGGUGCCUUUCCAAUCGCGAAAUUGUUCUAUUUGGGCGUACGGCAGAUGAGCAAGCCUGUGGCAAACAGGAUAAAAGCAGGGGCACGGAGAAGCGAAUUUUUCAAGACUUACAUAUGUUCACCUCCGGCACAACUUUACCACUGGAUAGAAAUGCGGACCAAGAUGAGGAUCAUGGGAUUUCGGGGCUCCACGAUCAAACCUCUUAAUGAGGAAGCGGCGGCGGAACUUGGGGCAGAGCUUCUGGGUGAGGCCAUUAUCUUCCUGAUUGGAGGAGGCUGCAUGAUCCUGGAGUACAGCCGCCAGGCUACCAACUCGCGCCGUAAGGAGGACGAGCUUAACGAGACCAUCAGCAGCCUGCAACAACAGGUGGGAGAGCUGGCGCUCACUACAGAGACUCUAGAUGCCCAGCUCCGAGAAGUCAAUAGGCUGCUUUUGUCCCUCCCCGCACCACAACCCCAAAAGUAACUUCACAGCUGGUUCUGGUCAGGUGGCAUUGGGCUGAUGUGGAGUCUGUAUGUGGAGAAAGGAGUGUGCCACAGUACAGUGCAGCACUGCCAUACCGGUAAUCUUGUGCAGGUCAUGCUGCACACAUUCACACCCUGACAACGGUCAGUGCCUACCUCUUGGCUGGAGGCUGGAGCUGAGGGUGACCAGGCCAAUGCUGGGUGUGGAUGGGCUGAUCUAUGCCUGAUAAUGCAGCCUAAUGUAACAGAAUUUGCUGUGAGUUGUUCUAUUUAUUUGGCUGAGUGUACUCUGAGUGUCCAUUCACAGUUCACAAGGGUGAUGUAGUCAACACAGACAAUUUCCAUCUGGAUUUACCUGUAAUUUAAAACAAGACUCGUUGACGCAUAUCAUGCUCAUGUGCAUUUUCAGUGAUCUCUAUGGAAAAUGAAGCAUGUGUAAUUGACAAAAACAUAUGUAUGUAUGUAAAUAUGUUAAUUGCUGUUGUACAAUUAUUAUAAGCAUGGGAGGAGUCCCACCUUGGAACCUAAGGUUGCACUCAACUGUAACUAACAUGGUUUGUAGGCCACACCACAUCCAAACUUGUGUUUGAAAUGUAAAUAUUGAUAAUGGAUUAAAUUACACAAUUUCCCAACAUAAAUGUCCAGUGCUGCCUUCACUGUAUCAAGUGUUGCUUUUGGCUGAGAUGGAUGAAAAAUAUUUUCUCCCAUACAGACUCAUGUUCGAUAUUUCAAAUAAAAAGAAAUGUUAUUAUUUAUUGUUUGGUGCUCAAUACA
This is a messenger RNA of Alosa alosa (allis shad), 1306 nucleotides long. RefSeq names its product outer mitochondrial membrane lipid metabolism regulator OPA3 (gene opa3). Gene Ontology annotation, cellular component: mitochondrion. Gene Ontology annotation, biological process: regulation of lipid metabolic process. The transcript is spliced from 2 exons. The coding region runs from base 60 to 533 and encodes 157 amino acids. The record is from RefSeq and is a predicted model, not a curated record. NCBI's taxonomy places the organism in Eukaryota, Metazoa, Chordata, Actinopteri, Clupeiformes, Clupeidae.